Messenger RNA from Triticum aestivum (bread wheat), 1896 nucleotides. RefSeq lists its product as uncharacterized. The record is from RefSeq and is a predicted model, not a curated record. The transcript has 2 exons. The coding region runs from base 11 to 1666 and encodes 551 amino acids. NCBI's taxonomy places the organism in Eukaryota, Viridiplantae, Streptophyta, Magnoliopsida, Poales, Poaceae.
UAUCCACGCAAUGCAAUCAUCGACGCCUAUGACGGCGGAGUCAUGGCUAUUAUCGAGGUCAGCCGAGACCACCGGCCUCGACUACGACGGACACCACGUCCUGCGCGCCACGGACCUGCGCUUCUCCCUCGGGGGCCGCCGCAUGUUCCCCGUCCGCCUCCGCCCGGACCCGGAGGAACCCCGCCGUCUCCUCGCCGCCGUGGACUCCGUGCUCGCGCGGCGCAGCGACGACGACGACGUGGAGGCCCUCGAGAUCUCCUUCGUCUACCGCGACUGCCACGACGAGUGCGUCUUCAUGGAGUCACGGGGUAAAGCCGGGUCCCAUUACGAGUACCUCACGAGGCACGAGCACGCCGCCGACGUCACGUCCGCGCACCUGGCCCGCUGGCUGCGCUUCGUCGAGCGCCGCGUCACCGGCAGCUUCACGCUCGCCGUGCCCACGGUGCCGCCGAGCAAGUCCGUAGAUGAGGGCGGCGAUGGGGACAAUGCGCACGUGAGGGAGCUGAUCGCCGAGCUGCCCGCCUCGGCGAGAGCAACGACGAUGAGCCUGGCCCUGGGCAACGCCACCCUCAAGGUCCCCGUCGCUGGCGUCGGGGCCUUCCACGCGCUCACGGACCUCGUGCUCAGGCUGGCCAGGAUCGACCCCAGCGGCGCGGACGAGCACAAUCUCGGCCGCAUGCUGUCCUCGUCGUGCUGCCCGCGGCUGCGGCGCCUCCAGCUGGAGUACAUCGUCGGGAUUGCCACGCUCCGUCUGGACGCCGCCGACACUCUCGAGGACCUCCGGCUGGAGAGCCUCCCGGACAUGUUGUCGGUGGACGUGAACGCGCCAGGCCUCCGCGAGCUGCACAUUUUCCUUCCCGAGGAGGCCGCGGCCACAAGGGUCUCAGCCCCGAGGCUAGAGAUGGUGUCCUGCUCCGGCACCUCGGACCACCUACCGCUGGAGCUCGCCGGUGGGGCAUCAGCUAACGUCCGGCGUCUGCAAAGCCUCGGACUAUGGUCGCAUGGCCAUCCCCCGGGCCACCCAGAGGGAUACAUCAAUGCCGGCGUCGUGUGGCUGCUGGAGCAAUGCUCUGCCGCGGAGAGCCUGAAUGUGAACAUAUCCCCGCCGUUCUGCGAGGAGAUGGGCAGCGAAGAGAUAAUGAGCCUCAUGCCGGCGCUCCCCAAUGUCACCGACCUGGAGAUAGAAAUAACCAUGUCAUCAGGCCACCGCUUUGGUGCCAGCGUCGCCAGGUUCAUCCGCCAAUGCAGCAACGUCCGACUACUCUCCGUUGAUGUCAAAGACACGUACUACACACUGUGCACCAACCCUAGAUGCUUCUGCGGUUCAGAUUGCGAGGGGAACGUGGAGAUGUCGCUGCCACACCUCAUAGAAGCCAAGGUCUCCGGCGUGCGCCCGGUGGAGGAUCACAUGAACCUGGUGCGGCGGCUGGUGACGAGCGCGCCAAUGCUAGAGAGGAUGACCGUAGAGUUUGAGUCGUGGUCGCCGUCUUGGAAGAAGGAUAGAGGCUAUAGGGUUGUUGUCAAGGAUGACCUCCCAGCCUGUGAUGGAGCGCGCUGGAUUUGCUUGGAUCCGGUCGUAGUUUGGAUACGUUUGUGUGUGUUCAAGUUGGAUCCUUUUGAUCUACGCUACUCUUCAAUAGCGAUGGUUGCUGUUCUGGUUCGCUAGUCCUAUGGUUCUUAGCAUGACGACUUUCCGGCUAUCUACUACAACAAGUUUUGCUCGGCUCCGGCGAGGAAGGGGCGAUGACGGUGGCGCGCCUUCGGCUCGCUUGAGUGCUUAUAGUCGUCGCUAGCUGGUCUACGGAUCUGGAUUUAGUUUUUAGAGUGAAUUCCGGUUUUUGCCCUUUAUUUUGACAUUUUUGACACUAAUUACCCUAUUUAGUGAGAUUUCAUCAA